This is a messenger RNA of Strongylocentrotus purpuratus (purple sea urchin), 2420 nucleotides long. RefSeq names its product sorting nexin-16. The coding region runs from base 156 to 1601 and encodes 481 amino acids. The record is from RefSeq and is a predicted model, not a curated record. Gene Ontology annotation, cellular component: early endosome; extrinsic component of endosome membrane; late endosome. Gene Ontology annotation, molecular function: phosphatidylinositol binding. Lineage: Eukaryota; Metazoa; Echinodermata; Echinoidea; Camarodonta; Strongylocentrotidae. The transcript has 8 exons. Gene Ontology annotation, biological process: protein targeting to lysosome; early endosome to late endosome transport; endosome to lysosome transport.
GCCAAAUGCAAGCCAACAGAACCUUGAUUAACCUAUACCCGAAACUCUUCGGAUAACAAAAGCAAUCACUCAGCUCGGGAUCUACGGCUCUCAAGAAAGACCUUCUUUUUGAGCUAUGUGAAGUAUCCAAGUUGACUGAGUCACCAGACAUCAAGAUGUCAGACAGCGAAGGAGAAGUCUUGGUUGCCGAGGAGGCGACCCCCGAGAGCCUUACCGAUCAAACCAGUUCAGACAUCACAAACCAACCCCACUCCAGUACUACCCAAUCCUGCCAAUCCAGUCAUGAGCAUGGCGCCCUCUCAGGCGAGAGGACAGACAGUCAGGGUUCUGCUGCUACAGCUGGUGCUGAUGUCACAUCAGUCAGUCGUAGAGCUGAAAUCAAUCAACAAGGUACUACUCGCGUGUCUGGUCGAACAGUAACAAGCAUCCAUGAGUCAAGGGGUGAGCAUACUCUAGCGCAGGGAGCUGGAGCCUCAUCACAUCACAGUAGUGCCGCCAAUACUACACCUUGUACCAGUACACCUACAACCAAUCGUGCCGAGAACAGUACUGCACCUACUGCAGGUUCAGCCUCUUCUGCAGGAAGGGGACCUCACAGUACUUCUACACCUCUGGGAGUUAGUCAGAGGUAUCCGAGCCAGUUCACAAGGAAUUAUACCGGUAAUCAGAAUAGGGAAUACAGUGAACAAGAAGAAGAGGAGGAGGAUUGCGAUUGGGAGCAGGUAGAGAGGAUGGGUAACGUGGCAGGUUCCAUCCUGGGCUACUCGCCCCUGGUCUUUGAGAACAAUGAGGAAGAAGGGGAUGAUCAUCUAGAUGAACUCUAUGUUCCUAUCAGUGGAUAUGAGGUCAUGGAACAAAGGUCAAAGUUCACAGUCUUUAAAUUGCAUGUGCAAAAAUCAGCGACCGAUGGUUACUUUAUUUUCAGGAGAUAUACAGACUUCACAAGACUAAAUAUGAAGCUGAAGAUGUUGUACCCCUGUUUCCGUCUGGCCUUGCCUCCGAAGCGAUGGUUUUCGAAUAACUUUGACCCCAUCUUUCUAGAAGAUCGCCUGCUGGGUCUACAAGCUUUUCUGAACAAUGUCACAGGUCACAAGGAUAUUAGGAAGAGUGCACCCGUCAAGGAGUUCCUGUGUCUCAACGAUCCGCCUGGACCGCAUGACAGUCUAGAGGAGAGCAGGGUAAUGGUGGAAUCUUUGGAAGAAGUAGCAUACAACCUGAGGAGAGACUGUGCUGAGAGGGAUAGAUUGUUGAGGAAGAAAAAUGAAGAGAUAGCGAGUCUCAAAGCUAGGAUACAAGAACUGGAGAAUGCAGGGCUCCCACUGGAGACUCUGGAAAAUGAGCGUGUUGGAACAGACCAGGAGAGUGAGAGCAGUACUGUAGAAGGUGAUCGAAGAUCCUGCGUCGAGGCCGACCUGAUGGAUCAUGGGAUACCCGAUGCAAACGACGAGGGUAUCUCGGAAUCCAUGGACAGCUCCCUCAAAGUCAAGAUCGAGAACCUUGGAAAGGAGCCAGUCAAGUGCGGGGAUAUGGUCGGCGAGGGAGACAAGGUUGCCAUAGCGAUAACUCAGUCAGUGACACCUGUAGGCGGUGACUCGAGAUGACAUCACAGGACUGUCGAGGAGUGACGACAAAGAGAGCUUGUCGUUGGUGAAAGACACAGGCAGAGGAGGGACUUCUUGGACUUAUUGUGAAAGAGUUCCAUCAGUUCUGAUCCGUUGGAGCUACGCAAAUUAGAGCUUUCUUGGGAUGUGGUGUCGCCUGUCUUUUCUAAGCACAGCGGUGCAGGAGGAACCAUGUAACAUGGAGAUCAUUGCUGUAAAAACGAAUCAAGCUAGACGCCGAUGCAGUGAUUAAAUGCUAAUGUAAAAUGCGUACAUGCUUUGUAAGCCAGGCACAAAAGGGUUUUUAAGCCAUUUAGCUAGCAUCAUCCACAUAUUGCUUCUGCAUCUGUUAGAGCUUUCCAUUCUGAACAAAAAGAAAAUCAUCUUAUCAUCAUGCGAUGUUUAGCUUUAUAAUGACUAAGGUUCAUAGUGUUAUGCAUGCCUUAUUAUUGGCAAGUUGAUCAUGCUAAUCUUAACAAUCAAAAGAACACUAGAGUUAUGAGAGUUAAGAAUAUUUUGCUUGUUUCACAAUGGAAGAGACAUAAAUGGUAGUAUAAUGCAAGUAAAAAUAGAAUGCAGCAUACCAAGUUAAAUCUAGAGUGUAAUACAUGAACAUUUCCCCUAACUCUCAUUCAAAUCACUCUCUUUAUGUGUCUGUUUAUUUGUCUUUCUGCCUGUCCUUCUCUGUCAUGCUUUGUCUUUCUAUCCUGUUUCUAUCUAUCCUUUUCUAUCUUCUCCUUGUUUUAUCUCCUUCUCAAUGUCCCUCUUAUAUCUGUUUCUCUUAUAUCUGUCUGUCUAUGAACCUCUCUCAAUCUCUUC